Marchantia polymorpha subsp. ruderalis is the source of this 930-nucleotide messenger RNA. The record is from the annotation of a GenBank genome assembly. NCBI's taxonomy places the organism in Eukaryota, Viridiplantae, Streptophyta, Marchantiopsida, Marchantiales, Marchantiaceae.
GACGCUCGCCGCCUCGGGCUGGUCCGGACUGCGCUUGCUCUGUUUGUCUGCGCUCUGUUCUCUUGUGUGUGCGCUCGUGUUGAGAUAAGGGAGCAGAGGGGACUUGAAUUGCUGGCAAGGAAGGAAGGAAGGAAGCAAGCAAGCAAGCAAGGAAGCGAGCGAUGGCGACUAUGGCUGUCUCGGCUGUUGCUAGUUCGUCUUUGUGUCUCUCGCCUCCCUCGUUCGACGGGCUUCGAGUACUACAGCAGACAGCAGCAAGUGUCAAAGCCGCGCCAUCUUUGACAAAGAGGAGCAACAAAAGAUCGUUGAUUGUAGCCGAGGGUGUUGAUUCCACAGCCACUUCAACGACUACUCCUCCCGCAGCUUCGUCUAGCAAAUCGUCAGAUGUAACUAUUGAGUACCAGCGGCAAAGAGCAAAGGAGCUCCAAGAUUACUUUGCUGACAAGAAGUACGAGGAGGAAACCUUCAAGGGACGAAUUUUCGGCUGGACGAGGAAGAAUGAGAUUACGAAUGGCAGGUGGACCAUGUUCGGAAUUGCCGUGGGGUUGCUGACCGAGUAUGCCACCGGGUCAGAUUUCAUUGAACAGUUGAAAAUUAUAGUCUCAAACUUAGGAAUUGCAGACGUGGAUUGAUUACAAGUCCCUCAUCCACAUGGAACAAGAAGUGCCUGUGUCACUGAUUUUUUAGACCGGUAUUCAACUGGGUCGGAGAAUCUUCGACGUCAACUGCUGUGACAACGAUUUUUGUUUGUAUACCAGAGAACUCCGACAGAAGCAAAUGCAUGAGGUCUUUGAUCAAAUUUUUAGGAUCUUCAAUUUUAGUCAUGUCCAUUUUAGUGCGACCUCCGUAAUUGCAACUUGUAACAUUGUAGUGUGUCUGUAUUCUAGGCUCUCCCGAGCGAGCAAUAAAGUUGUUAUCAAUCUUAAGACC